AUGAAGAUAGUCGCGAUCCUCACUUUGCUUUUGGCAAGCGGGUAUCGUGUUACAGCCAGCAAACCCACCUAUUUUGAUCCUCAACAUGUUACAGUGGACGGAGGCCCCAAAAUACCUACGACUUCGUACCGUGACUUCACCUUAAGCCCCAGCUCACCUUGGGCUACCCUAGACUACGGCGCUGAGGUAGCAGGCUUCCCCAGCUUCGAAAUUUCUGAUAUAUCCGGACCGACACAGAUCGAGGUCAAGUACAGUGAACUGUUUACAGGGCUGCUUGAGCCCUUCAGCGACGGUCCUAGCUUGUUCGUGUCCAGUCUCGCCAACUCCUUCCGAGUGGAAACGUUCAAUAUCACUCGAACUGGAAAGUUCAGUUCCAAACUUCUACAAGGAGGUCAGCGAUGGCAAAGCAUUCGCCUGCUCACUCACAGCACGGUGGAAUUCCGAUCGGUGUCCUUCAGGUCUUCAGUGGGUGUGGUGGAUACAGAGAACCUUCCCGGCACAUUCCACUCGUCAAACGAAAUCUACAACAAGAUUUGGUCUCUAGGUGCGCGGGCAGUCUCGAUGGCAUGCUUCGAUGCGGGGUCACAGAAGUCGACAUGGAAGAUCUCUCCCCAAGGGGCUAUGGUAUCAAGCAGCGUAUCUAGUUACUCUGCUUCGACCUAUAACCUCACCGAAUAUGAUUUGGAGUUCGAUGCGAGAAUUACUCGAGGGGGUUUUAUCUGGUCCACCGGCUACACUUUCGGCAUUCGACCAAAGGGAGGCAUUCUCAUCAAUUUGGCCAGCAACUACCCAGAACAGUCGACGUUCCUCAACACGAAUAAAACAUUGUUCCCACCAUCCACCAUCACUCUGGCGUAUGGAGUGAGCUUCGUCAACCAGACCACUUUGACCUCUUACGUUUUAGGUUCGUUCCCGAUUCCUUUCGACGUGCAAGAAGGUGUUUGGUACCGGAUCUCGACCACCGUCCGCUCCGGACAUCUGGUCGUUAGCUUGAACCAAAUCCAAAUAUUCAAUGUCUCUUUGUCUAGCUAUUAUGCCGGCGGGGCCUCGAUUACAACUUCAGGAGCAUUUGGAUUCGGCGCGUGGCAAGAUCAGUCUGCCCACAUCCGUAAAGUGAGCGCCCGAGAUACUACUGGCAAGCUUGUUUACCAGAAUCCUAUGACCGAUGCCGGGAUUGUUCUGCCAGAAUAUGGUGUGCAUGAAAACUACUUCCCGACUUGCGUGGAUGGCGCAAAACGGGAUCGAUUGGCUUGGCUUGGAGACUUUGUGCAUACCACCCGCAUCAUCGGAGUCACAACUAACCGCAGCGACCAUGUUACCGGUACUUUCUUGCAGCUCCUCAGCUAUCAACUUCCCACCGGUCAGCUGCCUAUGGCUCCGUCUCUUGGUUACUCGCCAGAAAUUGACCCUAAAGCGUUUGCGGUCAGCGGUAUCGCAUAUCUUCUGCCGGACUAUCAAAUCCUCGCUCUAAUGUCCUUUGCUUCGUAUAUGGAGUACUCCAGUGACACCACCUUCGCCCGGGAGCACUGGAGUUCGUGGAAGUCCGCGGUAGAUUGGCUUGCCUUGUAUCAGAGUAACUCUACUGGUCUCAUUGACUUUGCCGUCUUCGGAAAUGCCUUCCUAGGCCCCACCAGUGGCUCAGCCAUCAACGCUGCCUCCGUGGAAGCAUUCAGAGGAAUGGCCUCUGUUGCUACUGCUAUUGGAGAUACCUCAUCAGCCAAAAGAUGGACUACACUGGCUAAAUCCGUCAAAGCUGCUCUCAACGCCGCUCUGUGGAGUGAAGAAUAUGGCGUCUACUCUCUACAGGCAUCCGACCCAGGAAACUAUUCUAUUGCCGCACUUGGCUUUGCCAUUACCUCUAGCUCGGCCAAUAAUACCCAAAUUCAACGAGCACUAGCUCAUCUACCUACCCUCAAACUAGGACCGGGAUAUCGUGACUCUAGCAAAAUCGCCUCAUCCGACUCAACUGCCAACCUCUCACCGAACACGAAUGGAUUCCUCCUCUCGGCUCUUCUGCAGCAAAAGCAAGCAGCGCCCGCUGUAUUCUUACUCAAUAAUCUCUGGGGCGCGAUGAUUGCGAAUGAGUCAAGCAAUUCGGGUGCCAGCUGGGAGUAUGUCAGCCAGAAAUCCGAGCCAGGCUUAGGACAGUUCACCUCUCUGAGCCAUCCUUGGGGCGGAGCAGCGACAUACGCGCUUACGAACUAUGUGGCCGGCAUUCGGCCGACAAGCUUUGGCUAUCGCACUUGGAUUGUGGAGCCUGCUUAUGCAGGAUUUGGGCUAGACUAUAUGAAUGCCACAGUGCCGACUCCACACGGUAAUUUAAGCGUUGUGUGGACGGCAAAGGACUCGGUGGUUACUGUGGAAAUUCGUUCACCCGUUGGAACGACUGGACGACUUUCUCUAAGUAAGGAAUGGGCUUGUGAGGAGGGAUUCGUGCCAAAAGAUUGCGACAAGGGUGGAGGCACAAGAGAAAUUACCUAG
This is a messenger RNA of Penicillium crustosum, 2481 nucleotides long. Its product is annotated as putative alpha-L-rhamnosidase C. Bases 1 to 2481 code for a protein of 826 amino acids. The record is from RefSeq and is a predicted model, not a curated record. Gene Ontology annotation, biological process: carbohydrate metabolic process. The transcript has 3 exons. NCBI's taxonomy places the organism in Eukaryota, Fungi, Ascomycota, Eurotiomycetes, Eurotiales, Aspergillaceae.